AAAAAUAGAAACUCAUAGGAAUACUUAUUAAUUACAUAUACAUGAGCGUUUUAACACGGGGAGGGAAACUUAAGGUAGUACUAACAGAUUACUGCUAAGCCGAAAUGUGCAGCUCAAAUCUUGAAGGGGAAGUCCCGAAUGACGAAAGGCAUUGUGAGGUACGUGUUGGGGAAUUUACUUACAGUGGCAGUUGCUGAUCAUAAAGGUCGAAACGUCCAGCAAAGUUGGUGUUGCGUGGAAGUCUGCAGAUUCUGGGACAAUGAGCAAGAACAGCAAGAAAUCAAGGAAAAACAAGCAUAAGGCUGCUCCUGCUAGUGCAGAGCAGAGCUCGGAGUCAGUGAAUGACAGUACGAUCAAUGGAAAAUCUGAAAGGAUUCUAGAAGAUGCAUCAGGCCCCAGUAAGAAUAAAGACAAUACAGACAAGCUGACGAUGGAAGCUGAUGCUCCAGAACCUAAACCAGGAAGGAUUCUAGAAGCUGCAUCAGGCCCGAGCAUGAAUAAAGACAAUAUAGACAAGCUGACGAUGGAAGCUGACCCUCCAGAACCUAAACCAGGAAGGAUUCUAGAAGACGCAUCAGGCAUGAGCAAGAAUAAAGACCGCUCAUCCGAGGUGUUACAUGCAAAUACAGACAAGCAGAAGAUGGAAGCUGAACCUUCAGAACCUAAUCCAGAAGACCUUUCACAAUUAAAGAACACAUGCCGUGCUUUGAAAUCAAAUCUAAAUACCAUUAAUAGGAAAUAUCAAGAGGAAAAAAAAGAAAAGGAAAUAUUACUUAAUGAAAACCAAGAUUUAAAAUCCAAAUUGUGUUCUGUGGGAAGGGAAUUGGAAGCUGCUAAAAUGCAAAUAGAAAAAUUGAAAAACCAAGGAGCUCUUCCCCGAAAAUCACGCGAGGCUCACGAGCCAAUGGAUCAUGAAACAGUUGAGGAACAUGCGAGUGAGCAACCAGACCAAGAAGCAUCUUCAGAUGGAUUCAUGCGAAAUGCAGCUAUAAGAGUUGAAGGUCAUGAAAAGGAGGCAUUUAUUAGACGAGGUAUAAAUAGUGGCUGUUUAAUGCUCUUCACAAAAAUGCUCUAUCUUUUCUUAUAA
Molecule: messenger RNA, 1087 nt
Organism: Schistocerca americana (American grasshopper)
Lineage: Eukaryota; Metazoa; Arthropoda; Insecta; Orthoptera; Acrididae
Product: actin cytoskeleton-regulatory complex protein PAN1-like
Exons: 4
Coding region: 260-1087 (275 amino acids)
Source: RefSeq, a predicted model, not a curated record